UUUUUUUUUUUUUUUUUCUUUUUAUUAUUUAUAAAUUAUGUUUUUAAAAAUUUAAUUCCUUUUUUUUAUUUUUUUGUUUUCUUUUUUUUAUAAAUCAAUUUUAAUUUAAUUUUUUUUAAAAAAAAUUAAAAAUUUUUUUUAAAUUAUUAUAAAUUUUUACACAAUAUAUAUUAAUUUUUUUAAUUUUUUUCUUGUCUCAUCUUAAAUUUUAUUAUUUUUUUUAAAACACACUCUCUCACAUAUAAAUAUAUAUAUAUUUUUUAAAAUUAUAUUAAAUUUUAAUCUAUUUUAUUUUAUUUUUUUUUAAACCAAAUUAGAUCUUUAUUUUUAUAAAUCUUUUUAUUUUUAUUAAAAAUGUCAUCAGUUUCAACAGCUACCAAUACAGCUGCAUCUUCAUCACCACCACCACCAUCAUCAACCAAUAUAAAUUUAAAUAAAUCAUCAAAUAGGAUAUCAAAUAAUGGUAAUUUAAAUAAUAGUAAUAAUAAUUUGGAAACUAGCAAUAAUAAUGUGGCAUCUAUAGGUCCAAAUAAUAAUUCCCCACCAGCAACAGCAGGGUCAACUACAACCAAUGGUACAUCAUCACCAUCAAACUCCUCAACAUCAUCACCAUCUUCCUCUGCAUCAAUAUUAUCAUCAUCAAUUUCAUCAUCCUCCUCAUCCAUCACCAAUACAACAAUAAAACCAAAAAUAUUUGUUGGUGGUAUAAGUUGGAGGGCAAAUGAAACUCAAUUAAAAAACUAUUUCUCAAGCUAUGGAACGGUUUUGGAAUGUAAAAUCAUAAUGGAUUAUAACACAAAUAAAUCAAAAGGCUAUGGCUUUAUUACUUUUGAAAAUGAAAGUUCUAUAGAGAAGGUUAAAAAUUCAAAUCUAUUAUUCAUGGGAAAAACUAUGAAUAUUGGCGAUCCUGUUAGAAAAAAUCAACAACAGCAACAGGUCCAUCAACAACAAGCACAAGCACAAUAUUUGAUUCAGCAACAAGCACAGUACUAUAAAGGUGGAGUUAUUCCAACCCAUGAUGAUGGAAGGAAACAUUGA
Molecule: messenger RNA, 1038 nt
Organism: Dictyostelium purpureum
Lineage: Eukaryota; Evosea; Eumycetozoa; Dictyosteliales; Dictyosteliaceae
Exons: 3
Coding region: 355-1038 (227 amino acids)
Molecular function (GO): RNA binding
Source: RefSeq, a predicted model, not a curated record